This is a messenger RNA of Camponotus floridanus (Florida carpenter ant), 1164 nucleotides long. RefSeq names its product protein BCCIP homolog. The record is from RefSeq and is a predicted model, not a curated record. The transcript is spliced from 3 exons. Bases 34 to 936 code for a protein of 300 amino acids. Gene Ontology annotation, cellular component: nucleus. Lineage: Eukaryota; Metazoa; Arthropoda; Insecta; Hymenoptera; Formicidae.
GGUUAGUGCGUCACUGUCGUCUGAAUCGUUAUAAUGGCAGCUCCAGUGAAAAAGCGUGAAAUUCGACAAAAAUUACACGAUGAUGAAGAUCGCGUCUCCUCCAGCAGCGAGGAUGAAGAAUAUGAAGUCGCGGAUGAGCAAGGAAUGGAACUUCAAUUGGAUUUUGAGGGUCGUAAUCCACAAGAUCCAGAUUAUCAUGGAAUCAAAACAUUAUUGCAACAACUUUUUCUCAAAGCACAUAUUGAUUUAGGUGGACUAACAGACUUGAUAAUAUCUCAGAAUUAUGUAGGAUCUGUUGUGAAACAGUCUGACGAAAUAGAUGAAUCCGACGAUGAUGACGAUGAUGUCAAUGAUGUAUUUGGUAUUACAACUGUCAUUAAUGUUUCCGAUAAACAGAAUGUUGUAUGUAUACAACAGCUUAGGGAUUUAUUGAAACAACUAGCAGAUGAGCAUGCAACAGACACAGCUAACGCUAUGAUAAAGAAUGUAUUGGAGAAUGACGCAGCACAAUUGGGUUUACUUAUAAAUGAGAGAUUUGUCAACAUUCCAGCCAAGAUAUCAGUGCCACUUUUCGAAAACUUAAUUUCUGAAGUGAAACGUGCCAAUAGUAGAAAUAUGCCAUUUAAUUUCUCCUAUUAUAUACUUAUAUGUAAACUAUACAAGUCGGAAGAUAAAAAAAUAGGAAAGAAGUUAAAAAACAAGAAUAAAAACACUAACAAUGAACCACUUAUAUUAUGGAGCAAUCCAGAAGAAGAAAUUUUUGCAGAAAAAUCAACUGUUAGCUUUGAAUUUUCUGUCGAAGAAGAAGCAGACAGUGGCUUAUCUGGAAAAUGGACUGAAACGGAUGAUGAAAUGAUACCUUAUAGACGAGUUCUUCUUUUCGAAGCUUCUAAAUUGCAAUCCAUAUUCGAGAAAAUACAAAAUCAAUUUUCUUAACUAAUUCUAUAAACGAUAUUAAUAUUGGUAAAAUAGCUGAGCCUACUGCAAAACUUUGUAUUUGCAAUAUAAAGAAAAUGUGCUUUUCAAUGAAAAUUUCUUUGAUACCUGCGUAUGACAAAGUGUAAUUACAAUGGUAUGUGCACUAAAUUUUUUAUAAUACAUCUUUUAUACAGCGCUUAUGCUACAAACUGUUUCUAUGAAUUUCGCCCUUUCACACUUUUAUUC